ACUCCAACCAUUGUGCCUGCAGCCUCAUGUAACAUCUGGGUAUGUCUGAAGUAAUGGAAGCAGGAUUAUUCACACUUGACAUACCCAAGUGUAUCAAAAUCACUACACCAUGGUUGCUGCUUUGACUCGGCUGCUCGGGGCUUCUCAGGCUCUCAGUUGGCAUUGCGCUCGGCGCCUUCGGCUCCUCGAAGCGGGAGAUUAGCCUCACGGCGCUUUGUCCUCCUCGCCUCCUCACUCCUGGCGCCGCGAUGAACUUGCGCUGCCUUCUCGCCGUGCAAGUUUUGCAGUUAGCCAGAGCCCUUGAGUCAUACUCUGUUGGCUCUUGUGCCUUUGAAGACAGCACUUGUGGCUAUGAAACGGACAUUACUGCUCUCACAUGGAUUUUGAAUGAGGAAGGUCAUUACAUUUCUGUGGAUACCUCACAAGGAACAAGUGGUGACACAGCUGUAUUGCUCAGCCCUGAACUAUACACAGGAGAGUGGAGUUGUGUUCGGCUUAUAUAUCAGAUUGCAUCAGCUUCAGAAUUACCACUAGAUUCUAUUAUCUUAAAUCUGUAUAUAAGAGUGGAAGGUGAAAGCCUUGAUCAUUUGCUUUGGACAACCACAGAACAUUCAGAGAGCUGGCUCAUAGCCAGUGUAGAUGUAAAAAAUAGGACAGACAAAUUCAAGAUUGUACUGGAAGGUGUACUGGGAACAGAAACUUUUGCCAGCAUAGCAAUUUUUGAAAUCAAAAUUUCAACUGGCUACUGUAUAGAAUGUGAUUUUGAAGAAAAUCAUCUUUGUGGUUUUAUGAACCGCUGGAAUCCGAAUGUUAAUUGGUUUGUUGGUGGUGGAAACAUAGGAAAUUCACAGUCUAUCCUUCCAAAAGAUCAUACCUUUAGGAAUGAAUUUGGUCAUUACAUGUAUGUGGAUUCUCUCUACGUCAAGCACUUUCAGGAAGUAGCUCAACUGGUUUCACCUAAGACACUAACUCCAAUGUCAGGCUGUUUAUCUUUUUAUUAUCAAGUACAGCAGGAAAGUGGCAUUGUUUUUACUAUUUAUACAAGAGAUGUAAAUGGCUUUUAUGAGGAGCUUUGGAAAGCAGAUAGACCAACGAGUAAUGAUUGGCUGUUAGGUGAAGUUGACUUCAGUGCCCCAUAUCCAAUGGAGGUUAUUUUUGAAGUUGCUUUUAGCAGUGCCAAAGGAGGAUAUCUGGCUCUUGAUGACAUUUCUUUCUCCCCAGUUUUCUGUAGCAAUCAAACAGCCACUUCCUUCAGUCCCUUACAGGCAAGUUGCACUUUUGAGGAGAAUUUUUGCCAUUUUUAUCAAGAUUACAAGGAUGGUUCUGGUUGGAGCAGGAUAAAAGUGAAGCCUAAUCCAUAUAGACCGGGUGACCACACUACUGGCACAGGUUUCUAUUUGCUGGCAAAUACAAAGUUUACAUCGCAACCUGGAUAUAUUGGCCGCUUGUAUAGUCCAACUCUGCCAGAAAACUUACAAUAUUGUCUGAGAUUUUAUUAUGCUUUGUUUGGUUUUUUCAAAAUGAGAGAUUCCCUGGCUGUUUAUAUCUUUGAAGAAAACCAUAUUGUUCAAGAAAAAAUCUGGUCUGUCUCAGAAAUUCCCCAAAGAGUCUGGAUUCAAGCUGAAAUCCCCUUCAGAAAGCCCAUGCCUUGCAAGGUGGUGUUUCUGAGCUGGUGUAGAAACUUUUGGGAUUGUGGAAUAGUGGCACUAGAUGAUAUAUCAGUGAAUUUGGGAAGCUGUCAUAGUGCUGAUAUACCACCUGAUUUUCCUGGAGAAUGUACCUUUGAAAAAAAUGAGUGUGCAUUUACUCUGCAACCAAGAAAUCGGCAUGGUUGGCAUAGGAGGAGAAGUCCAACUCCUACAUCUUACACUGGUCCAACAGGAGACCAUACUACUGGGGUAGGACAUUACAUGUAUAUAGAAGCUUCUAAUAUGAUCUAUGGACAGAAGGCACAACUGAUUUCAAGGUUAUUACGAAAGACAUUUGGACAUCAGUGCCUUAUAUUUUUUUAUCAUAUGUAUGGACGUGGGACCGGACUGUUAAAUGUUUAUUUGAAAAUGCAUGGUUCUAAAAAGGAGAUCCUCAUCUGGAGAAGACGUGGUGAACAAAGCAUCUCAUGGUUAAGGGGCCUAAUAGAAUAUACAUGUGAUAAAUCUCAUCAGAUUAUAUUUGAAGCAAUUCGUGGAAUAUCAAUAAGAAGUGACAUUGCUAUCGAUGACAUUUCAUUUCAGAAAGGACCUUGUAAAGAAAUGGAAGAAACUAUACUACAAUCAUCAGGAUAUUCUGCUGAUUUCAAUGAAAUAGAGUACUGAAAUCUGCAGAAGCCAAUGGAAUACCAGUGCCUUCUCUACAGUACAAACUGCACAAACUUCUCCCUACUAUCAAAUUUAAAGAUAACUACUGGAUUAUUUUGUAAAAGACACAAAGGCACAGGAAGAGCUGAGGAAAGAUUUAGUGCCUUGCUUAUGAAAUUUUUGACUCAGGGUUUCUCUCACUUUAUUUUAUGCAUUUUUUUGCAUGUGACAUCAAUUAUUAUAAGGAGCUAUUGAAUUUGUACCAAAUUUGCAAUAAUCAAUAUAGAUUUUUAAAGAAGAAUUUUCAGCCAUACAAAUAUAUAAAGUAAAAUGGACACAAUUUGUCAUUGUGUUUACAAAAUCUGCAUUCAAUGAAUGCCUUGUUGGCAAAUAAUGGAUGUAAUUAAAAAUUCUGAAAUAACAAAGAAAUUUAUAAACAUUAUUAACAUUUUAUAUGUUGUUUGCAACUGUUUCUAUUAUUGUUUAGGAAGACUAAUAUCUGUUGGAACCUUUUUGGUUGUGCCAAAUAUCAUGGAAUCCUAUGCAUGUCCACUCAGAAAUUCAUGGCACUGAGCUCAGUGAAAGUGACUUCCAGAUGAUGUGCCUAGUUUUGCAAUUUAAGGAUCUCACCAAUAAGAUAUUUUAUUAUUGUACUGUUUUUUUGCUAAUAAUUGUCAUAAUGAAUUUGUUUAUCCAGGCUGCAGCUGACAGAUAAAAUCUAUGUAAGUGUUCUAUAAAAUAUAAUACAGUACACCAAUAUUGAACAACAUAUAUAUGAGGAAACUGUUUGGAAUGCAAUUUUAUUUUUUAAUAUAUUAAUGGUUUGAUAGACUUGUCAAGAAUGACUUUAAGUUACAUUUAUCCACAAAUUAUAUUCCUGUUUGAAACAAACGAUACCCAUUUGAAUGUUGAGUGUGUGAUAGGCAUAGAGGGACAUGCAUUUCAUAUAUGUAUAUGUGUGAACAAAUGCUUUUUCUAUAAUUUUAAUUGAACUAAUAAAAUGUGUUUUUAAUUCACUUUAA
Pseudonaja textilis is the source of this 3316-nucleotide messenger RNA. It is a transcript of the gene MAMDC2, whose product is annotated as MAM domain containing 2. Lineage: Eukaryota; Metazoa; Chordata; Lepidosauria; Squamata; Elapidae. Gene Ontology annotation, cellular component: membrane. The record is from RefSeq and is a predicted model, not a curated record.